AUGAGUACGGAAGGUCAACAUAUUACGCUAAACAUUGCCACAAACAAUGGCCCACUAGCCCAAAUAUGGCUCGCGGCCAAUAUGUCUAACAUAUCUCGAAAUUCGGUUCUGCAGACCAGCAUUGCCGAGUCAGCCCAGGAGAUCGCCAAGGCUGCAGGGUGUGAGGAUGGUCCCGUGAGCGGUGAGUACAUUACUCUGCGCACCUCGGGUGAAUUGCUGCAAGGAAUUGUGCGUGUUUACUCGAAGCAAGCAGGGUUCUUGCUCUCUGAUAUCAAAGAUACUUUGAUCAAAAUAAGCUCCCUCUUCAAGGCAAGUUCCAAAGUAAGCGUUACUUUCAGCAAAACUAACACCGUUGCCAAAAUAGGCCAAUUGAUUCUAGAUGAUGCCGUCACCGAGAAGGAAGUUUUGCUGAUGCCACCACUUGAUUUCUUAGAGAGCUCAUCAGGUACCACUGCUGGAAUUUUGGGACACGACGAUUCAAUGCGCCGUCAUGUACAAGGUGCUGCCCCAUGGGACACUUCAUUGGAAGUAGGGAGAAGGUUUAAUCCAGAUGAGGAUUUCGGUCAAAACUCCUCUGGUCUUGAUCUAGAUUUUGACAUAAGCGGCCAUAACGUAACGAACCAGAGUAAGACAACAACCUGGAUGGAGGGCACGCGCAACAGUGCAAAUAUCAGUACGGAACAUCAAGUUCUUCCGGAUAACAUUCUUAACGGCACCCAAGAUGAUGACUUCCCAAUCGAAGAUGCUGAUAAUGUAAAUUGGGAUUUGGGGGUCGCCGAAAACGAAACUAUGGAUGAUGCGCCACCAAUUGAAUUAGGUAGAAGGGCUGAGGGUUUAAGUAUGGAAGAGUCUACUGAUUUUGGUUUCAACCUGGAUCUGGAGAAGGACCCAAUCGACGAGAAUGAAAACCAAAAUACUUUGCUCCCUCUUGAAACAGAUGCAAGAGAUGAAAGAUCAAGGAAUAAACGGACGAAGAACCCAGUUCUCAUCCAUACCAUCAAAAUCCAAGUGGAGGAAGAGCCCGAGCUCUCCAACCAAGAAAUGAGAGAUUCGACGGACACCAUACAGAAAGAGGAGACCAUUGGGAAGAAAAAUACAACCAAAAUGAACCAGAAGAGGCUCUGGUCUGAAAUAGCAAGUAGCCUGCAGUUUCUUCCAAAGUAUGCCGCAGAAAAUUUAUUGGACUAUAGACAACUGAAAAAACACAAGACCGAAGACAGUGGGGCGGACGAAUUCGAGGAACAUGAAUUUGAUAUAACAUUGGGACUUGAUGACGAUCUCUUGAAAAGCUCCUCAAGAGGGGGAAGUUCAGAUAACGAAGAGGAUGCUAAAGAUGAGGAUCAUAUUUUGCCAAUGGACAACUGGGAGGAAACCAAUGAUUUAAAGAACCAGGAAGACAUGCUAAUAGAUACACCAAACACGAGCGGGGCAGUUCUCUCUGCUUCGCGUAAUCAACCGUCAAAGGCAGUCACAGAUCUAGCGGAGAUCUUGAGGGCAGAAAAUGUCCAAGGAGAGCAGAUAAGUUUUGAUUCCUUGAUAGAAAAAGAGCAUAACUCAACUCACUAUGAUAGAGAGGAGUCGGCAAUUACCAAACGCGAAGCAGCGAGUUCCUUUUUCAAUGUUUUGACAUUAGCCACCGCAGGUUGCAUUGAUCUUGAGCAGGAAGACCCAUUCUCUGACAUCAAGAUAUCUGCAGAGGAUACGCUUCUCGAAAGGUUUAUUGCCGCAUGA
Messenger RNA from Huiozyma naganishii CBS 8797, 1731 nucleotides. RefSeq names its product kleisin alpha (gene MCD1). Gene Ontology annotation, cellular component: synaptonemal complex; cohesin complex. NCBI's taxonomy places the organism in Eukaryota, Fungi, Ascomycota, Saccharomycetes, Saccharomycetales, Saccharomycetaceae. The record is from RefSeq and is a predicted model, not a curated record. The coding region runs from base 1 to 1731 and encodes 576 amino acids. Gene Ontology annotation, biological process: synaptonemal complex assembly; mitotic sister chromatid cohesion; replication-born double-strand break repair via sister chromatid exchange. Gene Ontology annotation, molecular function: chromatin binding; protein binding. The transcript has a single exon.